Synchytrium microbalum is the source of this 1548-nucleotide messenger RNA. RefSeq lists its product as uncharacterized. NCBI's taxonomy places the organism in Eukaryota, Fungi, Chytridiomycota, Chytridiomycetes, Synchytriales, Synchytriaceae. The coding region runs from base 1 to 1548 and encodes 515 amino acids. The record is from RefSeq and is a predicted model, not a curated record. The transcript has 6 exons.
AUGACGAAAGAAGUCAAGCCAGAAAGGCGUUUCACAAUCCCCAUAUGGGCUUUGUUGCUAAGUGAAACAAUCCUGGUCGCCGGGACAUUGUGUCUCAUUAUCGGACUUCUCUUCUCCAAUGCAACCACUACGUCUUUAAACACUUUUGGAACAAGUUUGAGAAAUGCCUUGAUUAACAAUACUAUGGGAAAUGUCACCGCGUCUUUGGUUCAAAUGGAGGAUGCCUUGUUCACAAUCACAGAGAAUCCGCUGAUGAUGACUUUUGCCAGUCUUGAUCCAGCUGUUGCUACCAGCGGUAUCUCAUCAGUCAAUGUCAGUGGCAACACAGCUGCAUUAUCGCUGCUGCCAUUAGCUGGUGCUGCAUGCAAGCAUCUUCCAGCUUGUGAAGGAGCAGGAUUUGGUCUUGGCGAUAACCUCAUGAUGGCUUACUCACAAACCGGCAAAGCAUGGACAGUACAAGAUGCAACGACUGGAGCCGGACCAACCCAAACGAAUGCAGUAUAUACCGACGCAGUUAAUCCUGCUACUUAUCAGGCUGUUUUGACUCCUGCUAAUUUCUUGUUGACAGUUGCAUUCACGUCCAACACUUCCGUAUCUAUUGGAUCCACCGGUUGGAAGCCCGCAACCGUACUGACCCCACAGUGGAGCGCUGAUGCCCGUUCCGUCGUGCCAAUAGCCGGAACUUCAAACUUUUUGCUUUACAUGUCAUACUUCCGUAUGUUCUAUCAAGGAUUGCCAAUCGACACUGGAAAUCCUGCCCAACACUUCACCGCAUGUGCAUGGAUUGCCUUUUCCAUCUCUGCUCUCGAAAAUGCACUAUCUGAGUUUGCUGUGACUCCGAAUGGCCUCAUUUAUAUCGUUACUACCUCUGGCCUAAUGGUCUCGUCAUCCGUGAAGAAUGUUUCACAAAUCAACUAUGGUCCUACUUCGUACAAUGCAGCGAAUUCUCCCAAUACUUACAUUAAAGAAUCCAAUCUAUACCUCAACUCACAAUAUGGCUCUUUGUCAAACAUUCCAGCUACGGGAUUGUCUCUCUCUUUCUCUUCAACAACCGGCGAAGCUCUUCUUUGUGAUGUACAGUGGUUGAAUCGAACCAACUUGAACUGGAUUGUCAUCACCGUCAUUCCUCGAAGUGAUAUUUGGGGCCUAGUUGAUGCCAAUUCUCGUAACAUUGUGAUCUCUACUACCAUUGUCGGUGUGCUUGGUGGCCUCAUCAGUGCUGCUAUGGCACUUGUCUUGACUCGACCUAUACGUCUUCUCCAAACUCAAAUGGUCAAGGCUCGUGAAUUCGAUUUCAGUGGAUUGAAAUCUGGAUACCUUGAUUCUCGAUCCAUCUUUACGGAAAUCAACUCGAUGCAAACAACCUUUGUGCAAAUGUUGCAAAAGUUUGCCAACGGAAUUAAGCAAAACAAGGAUCUCUAUACUGCUACAGUUCGCCAAUCUAUGAUUCGUAGCAGUGGUGGUGGUCAAGCGGAUGCAACCGGAGCUUCAGGUGGUGCCGGCCGAACCUCCCUUGACAUUGGUUCAAAAAUCUCCGAAGAAGAGUGA